This is a messenger RNA of Drosophila busckii, 1302 nucleotides long. It is a transcript of the gene Elovl7, whose product is annotated as elongation of very long chain fatty acids protein AAEL008004. The record is from RefSeq and is a predicted model, not a curated record. NCBI's taxonomy places the organism in Eukaryota, Metazoa, Arthropoda, Insecta, Diptera, Drosophilidae. Gene Ontology annotation, molecular function: fatty acid elongase activity. The transcript has 6 exons. Gene Ontology annotation, cellular component: endoplasmic reticulum membrane. Bases 36 to 1070 code for a protein of 344 amino acids. Gene Ontology annotation, biological process: fatty acid elongation, polyunsaturated fatty acid; sphingolipid biosynthetic process; fatty acid elongation, monounsaturated fatty acid.
AUAAAAAACUCAGUCAGUACAAAUUUGUGUGCAUUAUGUCGUGGAUGUCUUAUCGCAAUACGUUUGAAGAAUACCUCACACUGCUCUACGAUGGCUGGCACGAUCUUAUGGACAACAAAUCAGAUCCGCGCACCCGUGAAUAUCCGCUCAUGAGUUCGCCCUUUCCGACGAUAGCAAUGAGCUUGACAUACGCCUAUUUUGUAAAGGUACUUGGUCCCAAAUUGAUGGAAAACAGGAAACCCUUUGAGUUACGCAAAGUCUUGAUUGUCUACAAUGCAGCGCAGGUUUUAUUCAGUAUGUGGCUAUUCUACGAGUCCUGCAUUGGUGGCUGGCUAAAUGGCUAUAAUCUGAGAUGCGAGCCCGUGGACUAUUCCUAUUCGCCACGUGCGUUACGUACUGCACGCGGCUGCUGGUGGUACUACUUCUCCAAAUUCACAGAGUUCUUUGACACCUUCUUCUUUGUGAUGCGCAAGCGUUACGACCAAGUCUCCACUCUGCAUGUGAUUCAUCAUGGCAUCAUGCCCGUCUCGGUUUGGUGGGGCGUUAAGUUCACACCCGGCGGCCAUUCGACGUUCUUUGGCUUCCUCAACACCUUCGUGCACAUCUUUAUGUAUGCCUACUAUAUGCUGGCCGCCAUGGGACCCAAGGUGCAGAAGUAUCUCUGGUGGAAGAAGUACUUGACUGUGCUGCAGAUGAUUCAGUUUGUGCUGGUUAUGGUGCACUCGUUCCAGCUGUUCUUCAAGAACGAUUGCAACUACCCCAUUGGCUUUGCCUACUUCAUUGGAGCACAUGCAGUCAUGUUCUACUUCCUGUUCUCCAACUUCUACAAGCGCGCUUAUGUGAAGCCUGUUGGCAAGGACAAAUCUGCUGUCAAGGCCAAUGGUCAUGCCGAUGCCGCACUCAAGGAACACAAGGAUGGUGCUGUCACGCCGCAGAAGAAGCAACAGAACGGCUCUGUCAAUAGAUUUCAAAACACUUUCAACAAAUUCACGACUGAGAUGUGCAAUCCAGCGCUAAAGUCCUCCACCACGACGAGACAGCGAUACCUUGUUAAUGCGGGCAAUAAAUGAAGCAGUUGCUCGUUUAGCCAGCAGCCAGCCAGCAAGACAGCAAGCCAAGCAAUAAACAAAGUAUAAAUUAAUUAAAUGUAACAUUUAAAUUACGUAACAUUAAAUUAAGCAUAAGCAUAGGGAGUCCAAGCGUAAUUCUAAGCGAGAUUUUCAAAUCGACAUUUUAAAUGAAACAAAAAGCAUAUUAUCAAAGAAAUCCCAACAAUGUAUAUACAUAUAUAUAUAUAUAUAU